GCGGGAAGAUGCGCGCCUGGGGCCCGGCGUGGCUGCUGGGGUGCGCAGCCCUACUAGCCACUGCAGUCGCCUCUUCCUCCUCCUCUGAUGUCUUGCCUCCAGAAUCUAACAGAAGCAAAGGGAGAAGUUUUAUUGGUCAUAAGAAUCCCCCACCAAAUAUCUCAUCCAGUGGGAAGGGAGAAGUUUUGCCAGAGCCAGGAUUCUCUGUGGAUGCAUUUUCUACUGAGAUUCUCACUGGAGGACUGACCACUGUCUUCCUUCCAAUUGUCUAUACAAUUGUAUUUAUCAUUGGCUUGCCAAGCAAUGGCAUGGCUCUAUGGGUUUUCCUUUUUCGAACACAGAAGAAAAACCCUGCCGUGAUCUACAUGGCCAAUUUAGCCUUGGCAGAUCUCUUAUCUGUAAUCUGGUUUCCCUUGAAGAUUGCUUAUCAUUUAAAUGGCAACAACUGGAUUUAUGGGGAAGCUUUGUGCAAGGUGUUAAUUGGUUUUUUCUAUGGCAACAUGUACUGUUCCAUUCUUUUCAUGACUUGCCUCAGUGUGCAGAGAUACUGGGUUAUCAUGAAUCCCAUUGUGCGCUCCAGGAAGUUGUCUAACGUUGCCAUAGGGGUUUCCAUUGGAAUAUGGCUGCUGAUUCUGCUGGUAACCAUUCCCCUGUAUAUCGUGAAACAAACUGUCUAUAUUCCAGACCUUAACAUCACAACCUGCCAUGAUGUUUUGCCUGCUAAUGUGUUGGCGGGAGAUAUGUUCAAUUAUUUCCUCUCUCUAGCCAUUGGGGUCUUCCUGUUCCCAGCUUGUCUCACGGCCUCUGUCUACAUCCUAAUGAUCAGGACACUCAAUUCUUCUGCUAUGGAUGACUCUGGAAGGAAGAGGAGAAGAGCCAUCAAACUCAUCAUCACCGUACUGGCCAUGUAUCUGAUCUGUUUCACACCCAGCAAUACUUUACUUGUGGUGCAUUAUUUCCUGAUUAGAACCAGAAGCCAGAGCCAGAUCUAUGCUCUGUACAUGGUAGCUCUCUGUCUCUCUACUCUUAACAGCUGUAUCGAUCCAUUUGUCUAUUACUUUGUUUCUCAAGAUUUUAGGGAUCAUGCUAAGAACACUCUUCUUUGUCGAAGUGUUCGGACUGUGAAUAGAAUGCAAGUGUCUCUCACUUCCAAGAAAUUAUCUCGGAAAUCCAGCUCCUACUCCUCUAGUUCAACCAGUGUUAAAGCUUCUUACUGAUACACCUUUCAUAUCAUCAAAUAGAAAUAUCAUUGUAGGACAAAGCAUACUAUACAUUUCAGAAGUGUCUUCCUAUCACAUUCUAUGAUCAGCAGAGAUCAUACUGCAGUUCAGAUGGAGUUCCACACCCAUUGUUUCUAAGUGUUCCACAUAAAGAAAGGGCUUUCAGUUUAAAUAGACACUUCAUAAUAUGGCAGACACAGGACCUGCUUUUGAAUCUCAGUCCUGUCACUGAUAAUGUAUGAUUUUUAGGCAAGUCAUUUAACCUCUUCUGGCCCUUCAUUUCCUCAUUUGUAAAAUGAGACAACUGGACUAAAUGGUUGCUAUGGUCUCUUCCAGCUCCAAAACAGUGGUUCUAUAUUUUCCUUUGUAUGCUUCCUUUGCUUAGCCUUCUAACAGCAAUUGUUGAUUUUGAGGGAGAGAAAAAAAAAGGCUAAAAAAUGUAUUUGUAGAUGGCAUCAAAUUAAGAGAUACUGCAUGCUGGAAGUAACUGAUUACCUAGUUACCUAAAAAUGUAUUUCUUUGCUUUCUGUAUGUUGAUUUUGGAAUUUUAGAGCUGGAAGCUACUUGUUCAUUGACCUUCCCUAAAAUGUUAUCUUAGAAUAAUAGAGUUAAAAAAAAAUCUUAGGAAUCACCUAAUCCAACUCCUUUGUUUCAUAGAUAUCAAAAAUGAGGUCCCAGAGAAAGAAAUUGAUUUUACAAGGUCAUCCAACCAGUCAAAAGAUUAGGACUACUACUCAGAUUUCCUGGUUCCUAAGCCAGGGUGUCUUUUUUGUUGCCUUGAUGGAUGAUGACAUAAGGACCUGAGUUAAAUCCUUCCUCCUUCACUUUCUCCUUGUGUAACUCCAGGCGAGUCAUUUCAUUUCCCUAGGCCCCAAAUUUCCCAUCUGUAAAAUGGUGGUGGUAUACUAUACGUUCCCCUUUCUAAAUUUAUGCUCUGUUUCCAGGGAUCCACUGGUAAAUGUUGAACAAAUGACUCAUUGAAACCAUGUGACACGGUUUAAUCAGUAUUAUUGACAUUUUCUCAAUAAGUUUCUGGUCUGGACAAUCAAUAAAAUAAUAAAUCAAGCCAUAAUUUGUAGUGUUUGCCAAUUUCGAGAUGCAAAUGGCUCACAGUGAAAAUUUAACCAUCAGCUCUUGUGAGCUGAUACAAACUGGCUCAAGUGCAUCCCUGUAUAAUUCCAUGUGUUUUUUUAAAAUUGGUCUUUGAUUUUUGCCAUUAUUAUUCAUAAAGAAAAAUACAGUAACGAUUUUAAUCUGUAAAUAGCCAUUAGCAUAAUUUUUACUUACCUUUAAAAGCAGGUAUACAUGCCAAGAAUUUUUUUCCCUGUAAAUAAGAAUCACGGUUGCACUUAAGAGUUUUUAAAAUUCAUGUUGCAGUAUUUAUUAUCAAAUUUUUCAUUAUUGUCAAAAAUUAAAUUAUAAUAGCCUGAUGAGGUUAUUCUUCAUAGAAAGAGAGAAUGAACAACAGCAAGCAUUUAUAAAGCACCUCCUAUGUUGUAGGUGCUUAAUGACUAAAAGGAAGUAGACCUUGUUGGGAAGGACCUUACAUUCUGCUGGGUGAGGUGCCACAUUGUACAGUUAUAUUUCACUAUUUGAGAUGUUAUUGAUUGUAUAUACUUGUAUAGUUCUUUCUAUUAUAAAUAUGCCUAGAAAUUGACUUUUUUAUAGGACCAUUCCAUUUAUUUUUCAUAAUUGUAUAUUUUACACUAUAAUCUCUUGUAAAUAAAACAACUUGUUUUAUAUAA
Messenger RNA from Antechinus flavipes (yellow-footed antechinus), 2965 nucleotides. It is a transcript of the gene F2RL1, whose product is annotated as F2R like trypsin receptor 1. Lineage: Eukaryota; Metazoa; Chordata; Mammalia; Dasyuromorphia; Dasyuridae. The record is from RefSeq and is a predicted model, not a curated record. Gene Ontology annotation, cellular component: membrane. Gene Ontology annotation, molecular function: thrombin-activated receptor activity. Bases 9 to 1217 code for a protein of 402 amino acids. Gene Ontology annotation, biological process: blood coagulation; positive regulation of Rho protein signal transduction; thrombin-activated receptor signaling pathway. The transcript is spliced from 2 exons.